Messenger RNA from Theileria annulata, 1113 nucleotides. RefSeq lists its product as uncharacterized. Lineage: Eukaryota; Apicomplexa; Aconoidasida; Piroplasmida; Theileriidae. The record is from RefSeq and is a predicted model, not a curated record. The transcript is spliced from 5 exons. Bases 1 to 1113 code for a protein of 370 amino acids.
AUGAGUUUUUUUAACGAACCUUAUGAUGUUCAGCUCAUUCUAGGACUAACUCUCGUCGGAGUUCCAGAUUCAUGGGAUGAUGAAAAGUUGGCUGGGUAUAUGAAAAGUUACAGCUACGCUUUUGGGUCAAAUGAAGUCUCAAUAAUGUCAGUUUUUAUAGAAAAUGCAGGUAAAUCGGAACGUAAAGCACACAUCACUUGCAAUAAUCUCUACUCGAAACAAAAAUUACUGAAGAUAAGAUUGAUUCCGGUGAUCUGCGGUGAAGAGAGUAAAUUUUGCCAAAUAAUUACUGUUAGGCCCUACUGUUUUUGGAUGUCGUUUAACCCUGAUUCUUACCCGGUGCCUUACAUGCUUCCCAAGUACGGAUCACAGGACCUCUCCUAUGAACUCGUCGAGGCGAAGAUGUUAUUACACAAAAACAACAUUCAUCCGUCAAUUGUUACUUGCCUUAUGGAACUCAAUUUAUUGCCUAAAGAUGGAGGGUAUUGGAGUGCGUCAGAGGCGAUAGUAAUUUGGUUAGGUUUAAAAGAGGAAAAUCCGACAUUGUACAACUUUUUGGAGGAGAUGUUGUCGAAGAUAAAGAUGACGGCAUCUACCUUUGAGCCCUACCCGUACGAAGUCGACGACGAACUAGUCUACGCCCCAAGAUGGGAACAACUCUUAAUACAAUACAACAACGAUUUCCUCUGGCCUUGGGAAGAUAUUAAUACAUACAAUAAAUUACACAUUAAACCAAAAGGUUGUAUAAGGUAUGAAAGUAGUAGGAAGCGUUGGGUAGUUGACUUGUCAUUAGAGGGUCGAAGACUUCAGAAAUGCUUCCACGAGUCGUACUACGGGCUUGUCGGGGGUUUAGCAGAGGCACUCAAGUGGCGUUUGGAGUACCUAAGGAACAGAAACAAGGAACCAACAGCGGAGUCUGAACUUAAAAGUAUCUCCGACGUGUUGGACAAAGUCUUUCAAAUCGACGUCGACAACAGCCAAAAAAUGCUCCUCAUUGAGGUCUUAAAGAGGCCAGUCGAGGGCUUCGAACAGGUCUGUCCAAGGGAACAAAUCGAGCAACUCAUAGCAGAAAAAAUACAAAGGAAAGAUAACUCAUAUAAUUUUUUAAAUUGA